AUGUCAGCAGCCGCAGUCAAUGGCUCCGACGCCAAUCGGUCAUCCUCCACGAACUCGCCGGCACCGAAGCAGCAGUUCAAAAGUGGUACUAAUGCUGGGAAAGCUUUGGAUGGGGCGCGUAAGCAGAAUGGUAGCCCUGUGGAUGGUCAGAACAGGAAACAGCAACAGUCUUCGCAACCAAAGGCGUGGCAGGGCACAAAUCCUAUCACUCAACCACGGACCUCUUCCGGCAUGACCAACGGUACCGAGAAACCACUGCUCAAGCUACCGCAGCAGGCCCAGCAAGCACCGCCGACCAGCCGAGCCGACUCGCCCGCUGAGAAGCACGCACACGACCGAUUACUGUUCGCGGUCGCAAAUUGCAUAGGUCUCGACGCAACGCUUACACUGAAGAACGGCGAGCAGUUCACUGGUGUCCUUGCUGGUGCGACCUUCGAUUCGUCGUCGAAGAGUAAGUACGUUUUGAAGAUGGUGAAGCAGACUCAGGCACAGGGCGAAGCACAUAUGAACGGAGACACAAGCAGUAACGAUGAAUACAUUGGUGAAGGAGAAGACCACGUCAUGUCCUUUGACGUGCAAGAUACUACCUCGCUGGUUGUAGACGAUGUGGUUACGACUGGCUCACAGCCACAGCAGAAUGGCACAGCACACUCGUCCUUCCUCACAGAUACGCAGAUCUCGGGCAGAGAACCAACAAUGCCACGCGAGCGUGAGCUUCAGAGGUGGGACGCUAGUGCCGAUACUGAUGUCGACCUGUCACUCGAUGCUGGCGGUCAGACUGGCUGGGAUCAAUUCGCGGUUAACGAGCAGAUGUAUGGCGUGCAGGACACAUACGAUGAGAACAUCUACACGACUGCCAUCGACAGGAGCGAUCCGCGAUUCCGGCAAAAGGAGGCAGAAGCUGCCAAGAUAGCUAGAGAGAUCGAAGGAUCAUCUGCUGGCAACGCACAUGUCGCUGAGGAGCGAAGAGCAGAUGCGGACAAGGAUGAUGGUUUGGACGAGGAGGAGAAGUACUCUGGAGUGCGCAGGGAGCCAUCUGUGCAACUUCCGAAGCGAAGCACUGGUGCAUAUGUUCCUCCAUCGCAGAGACCCAUCACUGGAGCACCGACCGUCCAGGGAGCACCUUUCGAUCCAGCCAUCAUCUCUGUUGCCAGACCUGUACCUGCGGCACCAGCACAACCAGAGAUCAACGAGCCCACUGCUCUGCCAGAGCGUACUAAGCCGGCUGAAGCCGAGACUACAAGCAGAGACACUUCGGUCCCAGCGGCAGCAUCUCAGACGCCUAGGGUACAAGCAGAUCAGGCUGAAGAUCACGUACGCAAGACUGCGGAUGCAUUCAAGCAGUUUGCCAAUCUCGAAAAGCUCAAGGCUCGACAAGCACAGGAACAAAAGCGUGCGGGAGCUCGGCAAGAGAAGAAUGUGAAGCUCAACGAUCUUAAGAAGUUUGCUGCCAACUUCAAGCUGAACAGCCGUGUGCCUGACGACCUCGUUCCGAUACUGGCAAAGGAUCGCGAGAAGCAGCAAGAGAUUCAGCGCAAGGCCGAAGAGGCGGCGAAGGAGCAUGAAGUCACUGCUGAAGAUCGCAAGAAGAGGUUGUCAGCCGGUGCCACACCACCAGCGCCAGCCAGCAUAACGCCUCAGAUGAAUGCAGGGCCAACGCCCGAGCAGCGGACACCCUUCAACCAACACUCCCGACCGCGGGCAUCCCAGCAUAUGCGUGGCGGUCCGAGCAUGUCUAACCAGACACAAUCACCUCGGGCGCCUGCAGGACAAGGCCGUGGCAAUCAAGGUUAUGGUCGUGGUGGGAUGGUACCCAUUCAACCACUUGGCGAUAUACGCAUCCCAUCAGGCCCUGCACUUUCUGCAGAUCGAGCACCUCUAAGCCCGUCGUCUGCCAAUCGCCUCAACAUCAACGCGACCGAGUUCAGGCCUACUGCAUCCACUUUCACACCAUCGGGCACUACACCAUCGCCACAACGGAAGAUGAGCAAGCAGGAGUCAGCGGCAGAACCAUCUGCUCACUUCUUCGGCAAAGAAGGGAAGGCGUCGACUCUGUCAGAUCGUGGGGAUAUCGAGGCCACAUUCGAAAGCAUAGACGACAUGCUCAGCGCGCUCGACACUCUCAACGAGCAGCAGAAGCAGAUGUAUGCAGGCAACGGCGGCAUCCCCCAGCCCUACCGAACGCCACCCACCUGGCCAGGUGUGGACUCUCUCACAUACAAAGACGACUUCUCAAAGCGAUACCCAUCAAGCCAAGGUCCCUCACCUAUGCACACUCCCGGCCCACAUGGCCCACCAAUGGCCCAUCAGCUUCCGCAGCACAUGCAAGGCCAGCACAUGACGCCCCCCACUCAUCGCCAGCAAUACUACCAGCAACAGCAGCAGGGCCCGCACAUGCCCGCCUUCGACCCUCGGAUGCAACAAUUCGGCCCUAACGGCUCCGUGCAGAACUCUCCUCGUUUCAAUCCGGCGCAGAUGGCUUAUCCGGGCCAGAUGCAGCAUAUGCCCAUGCCGCAGUUCGCCGGUCAGCCGAUGCAGGGCCAGUAUGGGAUGAGUCCUUCCAUGCAACACCGGCCUAUGCCGGGGAUGCAGCAGGGUGGGCCACAGCAGAUGAUGAUGGGUGGCGGUAUGCUGGGCCAACAAUAUGGGCAGCAAGUGCCGCAAAAUCAACGAGGAUACCCUCAAGCCGGUGGCCCGCCUUUUGGGAACCAGCAGAUGGCGCCGAUGAUGAUGCAUAACCCGUCUCAAGGAGGCGGCUACAUGAACGGACCCGCCAUGCAGCAGCAGCAGCAGCAACAUCAAUCCUACUCGCCUAUGCCUCCCCACGCUCAACCGAAUAUGCCUGGACAUCCUGGCCAUGGCACUCCUGGUCCAGGGGGUUAUAACGCUAGUCCCCGCCCGCCUAUGAUGACGCCGCAGGGAAGCCAUCAGGGAUUCAAUCCGCAGAUGCAUGGGAUCCCGCAGCCGCAGUUUGGAAGCCAUGGUCCUGUGCCGCCGGGUCAGGGUCAGAGUCAGGGUCAGCCGCAUCCGAUGCAUAUGCAGCAGAGGCAGUUGAGCUCGGGUUACAUGCCCGGUGGGGGUGGAGGUGGGUAUCCGCAGGCUACGCCUAGACAGCAGCAGGCUGUGCCGAGUAUGCAGAUGGGUGGGGUUGGGAGUCCGGGGAUGGGCGGAGGGCCGGGUUUGCAGCACGGGGAGGAAGGGAAGGGGGGUUGA
Recurvomyces mirabilis is the source of this 3213-nucleotide messenger RNA. RefSeq names its product poly(A)-binding protein binding protein (gene PBP1). The record is from RefSeq and is a predicted model, not a curated record. Bases 1 to 3213 code for a protein of 1070 amino acids. The transcript is spliced from 5 exons. Gene Ontology annotation, cellular component: cytoplasmic stress granule. Gene Ontology annotation, biological process: cytoplasmic stress granule assembly. Lineage: Eukaryota; Fungi; Ascomycota; Dothideomycetes; Mycosphaerellales; Teratosphaeriaceae. Gene Ontology annotation, molecular function: mRNA binding.